CAGGCCCCACGCUCUUUCUCUUCUUGCACAUACACCAACUCUCUCUCUUUCUUUCUUUCAUUUAAAUUUCUGAUUUCUCUCACUCUCGCGUUUCAUCGAACAACUUCAUGGCUCUUAAACAUCACGUCUCCGACCCAAAUGGAUGUUUUUGCCUUCUCCUCCUCGUCCUGGCUCUUCCGUUUACGGCGGCGCAGACCACUCCUGACCCGCGGACCGACCCUUAUGCCAACAUGCGGUUCAGUCCAGCUAUGGCCAUAAUUAUUGUGGUUCUAAUUGCUGCGCUUUUCUUCAUGGGGUUCUUCUCCAUCUAUAUUCGUAACUGCUCGAAUGACGCGAACGGUGCCAGCGUGCGUCCGGUAAGUGGAAGCCAGCGGACACGGCGCGCGGCAGCGCGUGGGCUUGACGUUUCGGUGAUCGAGACUUUCCCGACUUUCGUUUACUCUGAAGUUAAGGCGUUGAAGAUUGGGAAAGGCGCCCUGGAGUGUGCUGUGUGUUUGUGUGAGUUUGAAGACGACGAAAGGCUGCGAUUAAUUCCCAAAUGCGAUCAUGUCUUUCAUCCUGAGUGUAUCGAUGCGUGGCUCGGUUCUCACACCACGUGUCCUGUUUGUCGAGCGAAUUUGGUCCCGCAACCCGGCGAGCCAGUCCCUCAAGUUGGUGAGGUGCAGUCACACAACGAACCAGACCUCGAGGCUCAAAAUGACGUCGCAGCUUCGGAACGGGAAGACACGAACGGAAGCGGAGAAACACCACUAACACAACCGCCGGAACCCGAAGUUAUCAGCAUAAACCGAAUGUUGAACAGGAACCGUACACGUGGCUCCAGAUCUAACAGGCCGCGUAAGUUUCCGAGGUCACAUUCAACCGGGCAUUCUCUGUCUGUGGUGCAACCUGGUGAAGACACAGAGCGGUUUACUUUGAGACUACCGGUUGAUGUGAGGAAGCAGAUAAUGACCCGGGAGCUAAACCGCGCUAAUAGCUUGGUGAGUUUGCCUCGGGAGAGUAGUUCGAGGAGAGGCUAUCGAACCGGAGGCGGUGAAGGUAGCAGUGGAGGGAGGAACAGCCGGUGGAUUGACCGGAUGGAUCGGUCAUUUAAAUCGGACCGGUGGGCGUUUAGCAUGGCGCCACCGUUUUUUACAAGAGCUCCUUCAGUUCGGUCAACAAAAGUGGCUGCAAAUGAUGACAAUGAAAAUGCGGACGGUCCGGACGCUUCAUCGACUCAACCGAGUCGCCCUCCGGUUUAAUGGUUUCUUUUCUCUAUUUUUUUUUUUGGUUUUUUAUUUUAUAUUUCUACGACCAAUUUUACUAUGUAGAUUACAUGAAUUGUCGAUAGUUUUUUCUUUUUAAUAUUUUUUUUUAAUUUUUAAUUUUAUUUGUUGGACUAGUGUAUGUAAAAUGAAAUCACGAGAGACCAAUUCUCGGUUGAGGAAAUCAUAACUGUUACCCUAGUAGUUUAUGGGCAA
Molecule: messenger RNA, 1460 nt
Organism: Mangifera indica (mango)
Lineage: Eukaryota; Viridiplantae; Streptophyta; Magnoliopsida; Sapindales; Anacardiaceae
Product: E3 ubiquitin-protein ligase ATL6-like
Exons: 1
Coding region: 108-1241 (377 amino acids)
Source: RefSeq, a predicted model, not a curated record